AUGACCUACUAUAAUGCCCUCAUCCGCACACAUCACAUUACCUCCCGCAAAAAGGUCGCCACCCUGAAACGCGCAGCAGACAGUCUAAACUGUUUCGCCCUUCUCCGCUCAGGCGGUUGCCCCGGAAUUAUGUACGUCGAGGCGAAGGACAAAGAUGCCGUUGAGUCGUGGGUCAGCGUCGUGAAAAAUCUGAGAUAUAAAGAUUUCCAACUUGCGAGCCGGCCAGCCUCCGCGAUAGUGGGAGAAGAGGAAGAGAGUCGAGGACCGGCGGGGGUGAAAUCGAAAAGAGGCGAGAGGAAGAAUGAGAGACAUGAGGGGUUGGAGACUGGACUGGAGGAGGUAGAGAGCGUGAAGGAGUUCGGGAACUUAAUGCAUCAGAGAGGCGUUUGGCAGUGGUGGAGGAGGGGAAUGGGCUAUGCCCACUAA
Aspergillus puulaauensis is the source of this 426-nucleotide messenger RNA. RefSeq lists its product as uncharacterized. The transcript has a single exon. The coding region runs from base 1 to 426 and encodes 141 amino acids. The record is from RefSeq and is a predicted model, not a curated record. Lineage: Eukaryota; Fungi; Ascomycota; Eurotiomycetes; Eurotiales; Aspergillaceae.